Molecule: messenger RNA, 1872 nt
Organism: Arabidopsis lyrata subsp. lyrata
Lineage: Eukaryota; Viridiplantae; Streptophyta; Magnoliopsida; Brassicales; Brassicaceae
Exons: 2
Coding region: 201-938 (245 amino acids)
Source: RefSeq, a predicted model, not a curated record
AAGAAUGGAUAUAGGAUAUAUAUAAGGUCUCCAUGUCGUUAUCUUUUUUAAUCAAAACAUUUUAACCAAACAGAAAAUCAAAAUCCAAAGCUAAAAACAGAUAUAAGAUAACUCACAAAGAAAAAUAGAAAACAUCAAAAAUAUAUAGAGACACAACAAAUUAUUACAUUUAUCUAUCUGUUGCAGAGAGAGUUAUUAUUAUGGCUUUUGAUGAAGAUAUGAAAAUGGCGUCUUUCUUAAGAGAAGAAGAAGAACAACACUAUUCUUUAUCAAGACUCUCCGUUUGUUCCAACUACGACGGAGAUGAAGCCGACGGCGAAUCUUCUGAUUCCGACGAGAAACGUGUCGGCGGCGGCGGAGGAGAGAAAUCUAUGGAGGAGCUAAAUUUUUCUGAUUCUGAUAAAGGAUCAACCGGUUGUCAAUCACUUCCGGCGACACCUCCACGACGGAGACGGCGAAGAGGAGGAUAUUUGGCGGUGAGUUCUCCGGUUUCCGGCGAUAAAGCUUACGCUAGCGAGAACGAAGUUCAAAAGACGAAUAACAAUCAGAGGAGGAGAAGGAGACUGAAACCGGAGUGUCCACCGUGGGUUGAUAGUAUGCGGAGGAGCUACGGCGGCGAUGAACAGAGUAGUCACGGUGGUUACGGAGGAGGAGUGGUGGUUGUGACGAGGCCUAUAGGAGGAGGAAGGCCAUUGUGUAUGGAUUUAGAAGAAGUCAAAGCUUGUAAAGAUUUGGGGUUUGAGCUUGAACCGGGUCGGGUUUCGUAUUCCGGGUCAACGAUGGAUACUAGUAGUGGCGGCAAUUCUCCUAUCUCUUCUAACCACCGUAUUUCGAGUCCCGGGGAUGAUCCAAAAGACGUGAAAGCGAGGCUUAAGGCGUGGGCUCAUGCUGUGGCUUUUGUGUCCACUACUCAUCAUCAACCUCCUAAUUCUUUAUGAUUCACUCACUCUCUUACAAAAAAUAAUUCGCUUCAAAAAAAAAAAUUGCAUGCAUUUUCCACUUAAGUUUUGAAAAUUCUUUUUGAUUUCGUAAUUUUUUUUAAAGAGUUUGUUCUGUUUUUGUGUGUUGACGGUGAGAUUUGGCAAUUGAUCUUGAGUAUAUGGUCAUAAGCCAAAAAGUAUAGAGUUAAAUAUAUAUCUAAUAAGUUUGAUGAUUGGCUUUUCUCCAGCAUUGUAAUAUUCAACAUUUUACAUUAUUGAAUUUUUUUUAUUCUAAAUUAAACUCGAAGGUGUACCAGAAAGAAUCGUUUUUACUCCCCACAAAGGGAAGAGAAAAAAUCAUUAAUGUAUUGUGUGUGUAUGAGAGAGCUAUGUUGAAGAAACAGAGCUAGUAGCGACUAUUGGACCUUGUGGCUCAUCAUCGAACUGAUACUUGUUGUAAACUUGGAGCAAUAGAUCACGGCAAGGGACGGUGGCUCCAAGCUUGAUACAAGCCAAGAAAGCGCCGGAUAAUUUACGGUGAAGGCUAUAGGCUUCAUCGGGUGGUGGAGUGAGUCUAUGUUUCAACAUGGUUGCUCCUAAAUUGGAGAUGCUAGAAGCAAUGUUGUUGGUUCGGAAAGCGUAGCCACCGGGUUCUGCAAAAGGUAGACCCACUAUGAAACCAGCUUGGACAUGAGCGUCUAGCAUUACGUCUGAUUCAUCUCCGGUUAAGAACCCAAGUCUCCUCGACAUUUCAAUCACUCCUUCGCUGUCUUUUUCUGCACAUGCCAUCACCUGAAAAAGGGUUCCAUGAAAUGUUCUCAAGAUUCUCUUCAAUCUUUUACAUGUGUGAGAAAAGGCUAAAAUGAUAAGAUUGUUUUACCAUUCGUAGAUAGUCAUCGACGAAUUUUUUGGGGUAAUCACGAGCUGCUCCGAAAUCAAUAAGAUUUAUUGU